Molecule: messenger RNA, 9049 nt
Organism: Lates calcarifer (barramundi perch)
Lineage: Eukaryota; Metazoa; Chordata; Actinopteri; Centropomidae
Product: netrin receptor UNC5D-like
Biological process (GO): netrin-activated signaling pathway
Cellular component (GO): membrane
Molecular function (GO): protein binding; netrin receptor activity
Source: RefSeq, a predicted model, not a curated record
CAGACACACACACACCUUUGUAAAAUCUCAACAGGUCCACGGGGGUUUGGACAAGACCCUUCUCUCUCUCCUCCUCCUCCUCUCACGCUUUUCCUAUCUCUCCUUCCUAAAACCCAAAAGCUGUUGGCUCGCGCGCGUUCUGUCUAAUUAUUCCACACUCGCGCAGCAGAGUGCCGACUGCUGAAACCUCCGCACCACUUUCCAACCUCUUCUCUCCGCACUGCGAUUCCGCGAGGUGACGGCUCUCCUUGCGGAAACUAACUCUCCCAGAACACCUGAACAAGAGCGUUUCGUCAGGGCACGGAAACGUGUUUUAAGGAGCCUCAAGCAAACGACAAAUGCUCGAGACCCGCGUCCGGUGCCCCCAGACCCGAUGGGGAGGGAGACGAGCAGAGCAGUAAUGGGACAGUUUUCGGGAGGAUGCUACCUGAGUUUUGCCAUCCUCGUGCUUCUCGGUUCGCAAGUACCGGCCACGUUAGCGAGAGGUGCCCGAGGUGAAGCCUUGCAGCAUGGCCAGUCUGGGACAUUGCCCCACUUCCUGGAAGAGCCUGUCGAUGCUUACAUUGUCAAGAGCAACCCCAUCAAGCUCCGGUGUCAAGCUCGGCCCGCUCUCCAAAUCUUCUUCAAGUGCAACGGUGAAUGGGUUCACCAGAGCCAGCACAUGUCUCAGGAGCACACCGACCUGGGGACAGGGCUGAAGAUCCGCGAGGUGAUGAUCAACGUGUCACGUCAGCAGGUGGAGGACUUUCAUGGCCCAGAGGAUUACUGGUGUCUGUGCGUCGCCUGGAGUCACCUGGGAACAUCCAAGAGCCGCAAGGCAACUGUCAGGAUCGCCUACCUGAGGAAGAACUUUGAGCAGGACCCCCAAGGCACUGAGGUGCCUCUGAAUGGCAUGAUUGUGUUGCACUGUCGUCCCCCAGAGGGAGUGCCUGUGGCUGAGGUGGAAUGGCUGAAAAAUGAAGAGCCUCUGAGCUCCGAUGGUGUCAUCGAUACAAGAGGCGACCAUAAUCUCAUCAUCUCAGAGGCUCGCCUGUCUGAUUCUGGAAACUACACCUGCGUUGCCAGCAACAUUGUGGCCAAAAGACGCAGUGCCACAGCCACUGUUGUAGUCUAUGUGAAUGGAGGAUGGUCAUCGUGGACAGACUGGUCCCCCUGUAAUGUGCGCUGCGGUCGCGGUGUGCAGAAACGUUCUCGCACUUGCACAAAUCCAGCUCCUCUCAACGGGGGAGCCUUUUGUGAAGGCAUGUCGGUACAGAAAAGCACCUGCAACACGCUGUGCCCAGUUGAUGGCGGCUGGGGAGAGUGGAGCGAGUGGUCGCCGUGUAGUUCGGACUGCGAGAGGCAGCGCAGCAGAGAGUGCACGGCUCCGGAGCCCAAACACGGAGGACGGCUGUGUGACGGGGUGGCACUGGCGACUGAAAACUGCACGGGCGGCCUGUGCACACAGAAUCGAAAGUUGCUACACGAUGCUAAGCCCCAAGGUGUGGAGAACAGCAGCGAUGUGGCCUUGUAUUCAGGCCUGGCUGCGGGGGUGGUGACAGUGGUGCUGCUGAUCAUCGCUGUCACUCUUUAUCGAAGAAGCCAGAGUGAAUAUGGUGUCGAUGUCAUCGACUCCUCUGCUCUCACUGGGGGCUUCCAGUCCUUCAGCUUUAAGACCUCUCGUCAAGCCAACCCCCUGCUUAUUAAUUCAUCCAUGCAACCUGAUCUGACAGUGUCACGCACCUACACCAGCCCCAUGUGUUUCCAGGACUCCAUUGACAAGGAGCUGAUGGCCGAGCGCUCACUCCUUGACCCGUUACCUGAUCUCAAGGUCAAAGGGGUGGCAGAGAGGGCAGAGUACCAUGUCAUGUCUCACCCUCAGACAUUUCCAAGGGGCCUGGCUCCAGACUAUAGAGGAGUUGCAGUGGGCACAACGUUGAGCAGAAGAAGCAAAAACCUCUUCACUCCGCAAGUCUCUCUGAUUCCCAGCAGGCCUCACCACAAAGCAACUGCAGUGUUCGGUCAUGCUGGAGGCAGGCUGGUGGUUCCGAACACAGGUAUCAGUCUGUUGGUGCCUCAUGGGGGGAUCGCAGAAGACACUACCUGGGAAACAUACAUGAUCAUCAACCAGGAGGACAGUAGUACUUUGUGUGAGGACGGGCCAGAGAUCUUUUUGAGCCCUGCAGUCACGUAUGGACCACCAGGCCUUGACCUGUCCUGUCCAAUAGCCAUGACCAUAGCCCACUGUGGGGAGGUUGCUGCUGAUAAUUGGACCAUUCGGCUAAAGAGACAAACGCAGGACAACAAGUGGGAGGAAGUGAUGUCUGUGGACGAGGAGAGCACAUCCUGCUACUGUCUGCUGGAGGCCCAGAGGUGCCAUGUGCUGUUGGAGCAUCCAGGUCGCUACGCCCUGGUGGGGGAGCCGCUGAACCAGGAAGCAGCCAAACGGCUGAGGCUGGCUGUGUUUGGUAGUCCGGAUACCAGCAACUCUCUGGGCUUCAGCCUCAGGGUUUACUGUGUGGAUGACACGCCCCAUGCAUUUCAGGAGGUGGCAGUGGGCGAGCGCAGCAGGGGUGGGCGGCUGCUGGAGGAACCCAAAAUGAUGCUGUUCAGGGGGAACACUUUCAGCCUCCAGGUGUCCAUCCAGGACGUCCCGCAGUUGCUCUGGAGCAUCAAGCCUUUCACCACCUGCCAGGAGUUCUCCUUUUCUCAGGUGUGGGCCAGUAACCAGCAUCCCCUGCAGUGUGCCUUCUCUCUGGAGCGGUACAGCCACUCCUCGUCUCAGCUCUCCUGCAAGAUCAGCGUACGCCAGGUCAAAGGCGAGGAGCAGAUACUCCAGGUCUAUACGUCUGUGGUGGAGAAUGAAAAGGGAGUGGUUCCCUUUUUCACUCAGUCCGACUGUACCAUCACCUCUCAGACAGGGUCAAGGGCCUUUAAAAUCCCCCUGUCUAUCCGUCAGCGGAUCAGCGCCACCUUUGACACGGCUAAUGCCAAAGGGAAGGACUGGCAGCUCUUGGCUCAAAAGCUCCACAUAGACAGGAACCUGUGCUACUUUGCAUGUCAGGAGAGCCCAUCGUCAGUGAUUCUGAGUCUUUGGGAAGCCCAGCACCAGGACUCAGGGGACCUGGACUCUCUGGCCAGCGCCCUAGAGGAAAUCGGCAAGGUCCAGUCCCCGAGGACCGGCACACUUGGCUGCAGCAGAGAUGAGCAGGACUCUGAAUUCACUAAACUUGGGUAGGGCAGGUCUACAGCAGAUCAUAUCAUGAUGAACCUUUACUGCAUGAACACUGAUUAUCAGGUGUGCUAGCUAAGCUAUGGUGAGGAGGAGGAGGAGAAGGAGGAGGAGGAGGGGAAGCAAGGAGGACAGCAGGGAAACUCAGUUUUGGACUGUUUCUAAAGGAACAUCUCUGCUAAACCAAAUGGCAUAUACAGACACAUGGGAAUCAUGGAACAAGUGCGAGAGAGUGUUUGUGUUAUUGAGAGGCAGCAACAAAAAACAUUUUGGCAAAUGAAGGAAGUAUCCCACGCCCAUAUUUGAUUGAAAAAUGUCAACUCCUCAACACUUGGAAGCCAGAUUCGAUGACCUGUAUUCCAGGAUUAUGUGUAUCUGUGUGAAGAGGACUCUCCAUAUAGGAUGGAGUGUGUUUUAGACAGACUGCCAGUCAGGCUGGUGUUGUGACCUUCCUGGGAUCGGAUGUACUGGCACUUGCCAUCAAACAGUCUACUGGGCUGUCAAAAUGUUUAGCGUAAUGUCCUUAUGUUGUCAUUCAUUUUCAAGAUCUCCUGAUGCUUCUUUUUCUUUUCUGCUCUGUGUCUCUGUUGUUACUGCUGGAGUUCAAUGGAAAAAAAAAGCAAGGAAUGUAGGAUAUUAAUUUUGUCAUAUAGUAUCCAUACUGUGAGGUCAGAGACAGUGACGGCGAUUGUCCACAGUGAUUAGCAUUUAAAAGGAUGUGAUGACGUCCACAUGCUAAUGAAACAAGUAUAAGGAUUUACAAGAAAUGACACUGACGAUGAAUCACAUAGAUAACAAUCAUUUUAACAACAAAUACCCUCAUUCACACAGUGGAAAACAUGUUAAACCCCGUUAGCAUAACAUGUUAUAAAAGCAAAGGCUGCAGAGGACAACCUACCCAACUGAUCUGUGCUGCGUCUGGCAAUGUAACCCGGAGUGCACCGCAUUCCCUAAUGUCUAUUAAUCAACUUCUGGUUCUUUUGGAGGAAAUUAAUUAAUUAAUUUUUCUUUGUUUUUGAAUAUACGUUUUGACUUUUGAUGUGUGGCUUGACUUGGGGCUGCCUUUUUUUUCCUUUUUUCUUUUUUUUUUUUUUUAAAUCACAGCUUGGAGCAAAUAUUCGGACAUCAUUAUUUGGAGACACAUCUUAGAGGCAACUUUCACCCCCUCUCCUCUGUCUUCUAACAGGCAGAGCCAGAACAAAGAAAUCUUGCUCAGUGGAAGAUAUCCCCACAUUCAGUCACUCCACCUGCCCCUAAACUUAAUAAAGUGACUUUGUGUUGAACUCUGUGUUGGCCCUCUCUUUUCAUCUACUUAAUGAAUUCAAUUCUUGAAAGGCCUGACAUCCCACAUACUGUACAGUGGAGAAAUAAGCUACAGUAAAUCUUCAAAAAAAAAAAAAACACCUGCAUUCAGCAAAGAGAUGAAAUGGAGACCCAUACAAAGUCCAAUUUCCCGAACGAUGGGAGCUAUGUAAGCACUCUUCAAGUGUUAGAUGGCAUUGCCAAUUUACCACGUUGAUGUUGCAUUGUGUAACUCUUUGAACUACACUAAAAGGAAAACCUAUAGAGUGAGGCAGAGAUUGAGGUAGAUACUUAAAUCUCCUCGAAGGUAUUAUGUAUCAGAGAGGCUUCUCUCCAACAUGCCUGUGAGUCUUGAAAUUUGAUUAAAUUAGUCGCCCAGGCCAGGUGAAACUGCUGUCAUUCCUUCCUCAGUGUACUUACACGCGUAUUUCGACAUUUUAGGAAAUAAGCUAUUUACUUUCUUGCCAACAGUUAGAUGAGAAGAUUGAUGCCACUCUUACAACUACACCUACCUACACCUGAGCUUAGUGUAACAACUGGCAGCAGGGGGAAACAACAAGCUUUGCCUGAUCCAAAGAUAAUCAGAAUCUGCCCACCAGCAUUUCUAAAGCUCAUUAAUUAUCAUGUGAUGUCUCAUUUGUUUAAUUCAUAUGAAAACUGGUGUGUAAAAUCAACAAUUUACGUGGAGUUAUAUGUGAAACCUGCAGUGACUUUGUCCUGUUUCCAGUCUUCAUGCUAAGCUAACCAGCUGCUGGCUGCAGCUUCAUAUUUAGCAGACAGAUUUGAAUGUGGUAUCAACAUUCUCAUCUAACUCACAGCAGUAAAGCAAACAAUCUAAUUUCCCACAAUGUCCAACUGUUAAUUUAAUUGGCUAGGACUCCCAGUUUCUCCUCAAGCUGCCAAAGACGGAUGCAGAUUCAAGUGUGCUCAUGCAUGCUCCACAGCGUGUGGACCAAAUUCCUUUGGAUUUGUGUAUUAAUGGAAAUAUUAUGAGAUAUCCAACCACAAAGAUAUGUAUUUCCUUCUGUAGCUGGAGUUCCUGAAAAUCUUAUUUUCACUGAACCAUGGCUGCCAAAUAAUCAAACAGGAAAUCACGCAAACCUCUAUCAGCAAGCUUUGUCAUUCUAUCUGUAUGGAUCAAAGAACACCACAAACACAGACAAACCUUUAUAAGGAGGGGCUGAUUCUCUGCUAUCAGCUGGAAAGGUCACUGUGUAAGAAAAAAAAAAGCUUGGAAUACAUUUACACCUGGAAUAUACUGACUCAUAUGGGGGCCUCUCUCCAGUUGUCACAUGCUGAGUUAAACCACUUAUACAGAUGGUCGCUGUGGGACAGCAGGAAUAAAACCUUAACUAAGCAUGUAAAAUGCAGCUGACAGUAGAGUGAAAUAUCCUCCCCAUAUUUUUUGUUCAAAGUAGAUUAAUGGUGGGUGCAACCAUUGAUCUUUCAGUUAUUUUUACAAUUGAUUAAUUGGUUUGGUGCAUAAAAUGUCAGAAAAUAGCCCACGCUGGUACAUUCAAAUGUUUUGUCUCACCAACAGUCCCAAACGCAAAGAUAGCUACUUUAAUAUCAUAGAGGAUUGGCAUUACCUUACCUGCUAAUGCUACUAGUUUUUGGCUACCUGAGCUGCAAAGUUCAAAAGCUGGGUUGUAUGUGCUGGCUAGCGUAAAUCAAUCAACUCAUCUACUGUCAACAAAUUGCUUUUGAUUGAUAAAACUUUUUCAUAUGAGGGAGCAAAGUUAGCUGCAGAAGAAGAAUCAUGGUGUUUUCAGAGAUUUCAAGAAUAAAUAAAACCAAUACGGACCAGUUGUAAUGUCGGUGAAACUCUAAAUUCAUUGGAAAGUUUUGAAGUGAUCUGUCAGAGUUGUUUGAUGCCCUGACAGUGUUUUGGACUAGUCUUUGUUACCCCUUUAUGUAGCUACACUACCUUACCUACAGAAAGUGGAUAAUUCCAGUACUUGUUUCCUCCACUUGGGAUCAGCAGCUAUUUUCCAGAAACACAUGGACAAGAAUUUUCAGCUAACGUCUUGCAUGCUGACCCCUGUGGAUGAGUGUUUCCCACAGUGCCACCUGGAAGAGCAAUCUUACCUGUUCAAAGUCUGGUACAGGGGAGCUGCAGUGUCAGCUAAUGGUGCCAAACAUUGCUUUUCUUGGAGAAAAUGGUUUUUUUACUGUAGCUACUCUCAAGUGGAAAAAAGGAUCUGAAUUAUAGAACUUCUUCAGUUCUCAGAGCUAUUAUCCACAACAUUUCACACUGAUGUAUCAUCACUCCAUGAGCUGACUCCUUCAAAAUCAUGACUUGACCUCACUGCUGAGGCACAGAAUAUUUCCUGCAUUCUCCAAAAGGCCCUGUGAGGUAACUCAUUCCUGGUAACCUCAGAUUUUAUUCAAACUUUUUAUUUUCAGAUGGGAUGGGAUCAGUCAGGUCGCCUUGUGUCAUAAGAAAUGGGAUACAACAUUCCUUUCUAGCUGUGUACAGAGACCUUUAGGGGCAGGCACAAGGAUAAUAAGAAAGUAAAGUUACCACAGUGCAUAUAGGGAGGACAAGAAGGCACACAGAAGGUUUUCCUAUAGGCAUUUCUCCUGAAUUAACACAAAAUAACUCCAAAUGUCGGACUUCUCUUGAAGAGAGCACGCAGGCAGGUGCUCAGACACUGUUCCUCCAUCCUACACAUCACAGGAAAAUAUCAAAACCCCUUUCAACAACUCAGAAAAACUGAAGUUAUUCUAGUAGACUCAAAGCUUGAAAAAGGAAAUUUGUCUUGACAACCGCCCUGUUGAGUGUCUUAACAAGGAUCAAAAUGCUACAGAAGAUGGAUGAAAGCUGAUGGUCUACUGAGAAGCCAAAUUACCAGUUGCAUAUAAAGAACUGGAUUCUGAGACUUGAUGGAAAAGUCGUCCUGUAGAGAACUGGGUGUAGCCAAGGCAUUAUGGCACAUCAGUCCAGACCACCUUCAUGCCAAUGGACAGCACCCACUUUUCCACAUCACAGUGGAAAGUACUUGAUGAAAGUUUUACUUUUGUCAUCUUCUCUGCACAUAUGAUGAGUAUUACACCACACUCCCUAAUUUUGAAUGUUUUCCAGUCAGGGAAGGAACCACACCUCGCUAUGCAGAUCUAUAACGAACAGUGACGACGUUUUGAUUUAUGCCACCUCGUAAAGAUUUUAUGGACAUUGUUGGAAUUGAAGAUUAGAUUUGGAUUUUGUUUCAGGAAAUCAUCCUGUUCUUUCUUUCUUUUUUUUAUUGGCAGAAGGCCUUGAAACUUGACUGGAAUUGACUUUUUGGCUCAAGGCUUUGACAGCAAGAAGUUAUGCUGCCAAAUCUUACUCCAAAAACCCAGUUUUCUGUUCCCAGUGUGUCCAGUCAAAAUCUCACAUACCUACCUUGAACUCUGGAGUUUUCUCUCAAUUAUUGAACAUCAUGUUUUUUAGAAGAUAAAAUAUAGAAAGCCCUCUCCCUCUCAUUCCUAUACACACAGAGACAUACAGUAUAUACAAUACAUACAGAUGCAAAAUUCAAAAAGAAAUUGCUGUUUUUUGGGGGUUAUAGAAAAAUCACAGUUUUCUAACUAAUUGUGCCUCUCUAUGUGGGUUUUGUGUCAUCAGAAAGUCUGAUCAGAAUGUUUUUUUAUUAUACACCAUAUCAAAGAAACUAGUACGUUAUAUGCAAGCUGUGUUGUUCAUUGCCAUGCACAGUUCCCACCUUGUAUACACUGCAGAGGUGUUUCCUAAAGAAUACUGAAGCAUUUAAACCUGUUAUCUCUGAUGCCAGGAACUUACAGCGACAAUGAGCUGACUAAAAAUGAUGUGACCAUCUGUCACCUGAGGAUGCUCAGUGUGUCCGUCAGUGUCCUUUACAUAAACUCAAUGACUCAGUGAGUAUGUGUGGGUGUGUGUGUGUGUAUGUUUGAGUGUGUGAGGGAAAGUUGUGUGUAACUUUUAAAAAGCUGUACUACAUGUCCUUGGAAAAAUCCAGCCUACAGUAGUGCUACUAUUUGAGCUUAUUCUGAUGUGUGAAGUAAUGUGUUUUCCUCACAACGCUACUAUCUUAAGAUCUGCAUUGCUUCGGAGAAAAUAGAAAACAAUGCUAACUUAAGUCAAAUGAUAUCAUUGCAUCUGAUGUGGUGAAAGUUUCAUUUAAAAUUUUAUUACCUUAUUGUUUGGUUGUUGUUUCUACUUCUACUGCUUUUCUUUCCAUGAAGAAAAACUACUGCCUUUUAAAUCUUAUUCUCAUAUGAUUCUAUUUAUCAAAUGUUGAAUGAUUAUUAUUUUAUUCUUCAAAUACUUAUGUAUACUGUGUAAGGCAUUAAUGUAUGUUUGAUUUGAAACAUCUCGAUACAUUCUCUGUGCUCAACGUUUGAUUUAAGUGCUAUAGGAAUGUUUAUGUUAAGAAGGUGAAAAGUGACAGCCAUACUGCUUAUAACUGGUGGUGUUCUCUUUAGGCCAAGUUCUUUUUUCUUUUCUUUUUCAAAGGUUUGCAGUUUUGAAACUGUAUAUAUUGUAUUGUGUUGAAAUAAAUAUGCAGUGAAAGCAUA